Messenger RNA from Cataglyphis hispanica, 1732 nucleotides. Its product is annotated as juvenile hormone epoxide hydrolase 2-like. Gene Ontology annotation, molecular function: epoxide hydrolase activity. The record is from RefSeq and is a predicted model, not a curated record. The transcript has 6 exons. The coding region runs from base 101 to 1492 and encodes 463 amino acids. Lineage: Eukaryota; Metazoa; Arthropoda; Insecta; Hymenoptera; Formicidae. Gene Ontology annotation, biological process: epoxide metabolic process.
CGUUAAGCAAAUGCCGUGCAUAUCAGUACGCAUCGAGAUAUCACACAAGUAUUAUCUCGCACACUUCUCCGAUCAAAAUUGAUUAGAAUUCGUAGGUGAAAUGGAUUAUUCUGUAACAAUUGCGAUUACUGUUGGUUGCUGUUCAGUUGUCUACGCUUUAAUAAGGUACUAUUCAUCUAAGGAUAAAAAGGAUAAAUUAUUAGAGUUAUCGGAUACUUGGUGGACUCCUGGCACCGAAAACUCUGUCGACAAUGACAUCAAACCAUACGAGAUCGCUUUUUCCGAAGAGCUCGUGAAAGAUUUGAAGUAUCGAUUAAAGCAUACUAGACCUUUGACACCGCCGUUGAAAGACGUUGCUUGGAAUUAUGGCACUAACACGGAUGCUUUACGCAAAUUUUUAGAUUACUGGGCAAACGAUUACAAUUUUCAGGAACGUCAGAAAUUUAUAAAUCAAUAUCAACAUUUUAAAACUAAUAUUCAAGGAUUGGACAUACACUUUAUUCGCGCAAAACCAAGUAAUGCAGAAGAAAAACGAGUCUUACCACUGUUAAUUUUACACGGAUGGCCCGGCUCUAUAAUAGAAUUUUACAAGAUCAUCCCUUUAUUGACGACACCUAAAUCAGAACACGAUUUCGUAUUUGAAGUGAUAGCGCCUUCCUUGCCUGGAUUCGGUUUUUCCAGUGCAGCUACAAUACCUGGCCUCUCAUACAUUCAGAUGAGCGUGGUACUAAAAAAUCUCAUGUUGAGACUCGGUUAUGAUAAAUUUUACGUACAAGGGGGCGAUUGGGGCGCGUCGAUCACCAGUACUAUGUCCGCUCUAUUUCCGCAACACGUACUAGGUAUGCAUUCCAACAUGUGCUCGGUAAUGAAAAAACGGGUUCUAAUGAGGCAAAUGAUGUACGGAUACCUUUCUUCUUUCUUGCCUUGUGCGAAAAAAACUGGCAAAUCACAAGCAUUUUCAUACAAAAAUUUCUUAGCAGAAACUGGAUACUUUCAUAUCCAAGCUACAAAGCCAGAUACAGUUGGUGUAGGACUAACUGACUCACCUGCUGGUUUGGCAGCGUAUCUUAUAGAGAAAUUUUCGACUGGUACAAAUCAUUCUUAUAAAAAUAGAGCGGAUGGUGGACUUCUGGAAAAAUAUACAUACGAUGAGUUGAUUGAUAAUUUAAUGAUUUAUUGGGCAUCCAAUAGCAUUACUACAGCCAUGCGAAUAUACGCUGAAAUGUUUACCAAGGAAAACUUAGUGUUGGGAAAUCUCAUAAAUUCAACAUUGAUAAAGGUUCCCAGCGCUUGUGCGCAGUUUCCUAAUGAGAUAAUGGAACAAUCUCCAAAAUUACUCAGAACACGAUUUGUGAAUCUUUUACGUGUUACUAAAAUGCCUCGAGGUGGUCAUUUUGCAGCAUUCGAGGAGCCUGAAUUACUUGCAAAUGACAUAUGGGCCUCUAUUGAUGAGAUGGAAGCAUGGACCAAAAGACAUAAUAAAAAUUUGUGAUUUAAUUUAUAACGCACACAUGUGUGCAUACAAAAAUAAUAAAAGUUCAAACUUGUAUUCGUAUCUUUUGACAAGUUUUCAGAAAGAAUUUAUAAAAGAGAGAAAUAUAUAUAUAUAUAUAUAUAUAUAUAUAUAUAUAUAUAUAUAUAUAUAUAGUGACUUAAACUUGCUAUCACGAAAAAUGAUGUAUUUUUAUAUAAAUACAGAUAAAUGUUUUAAUAAACAAUAAAUAUCAAAUAA